Messenger RNA from Carcharodon carcharias (great white shark), 3462 nucleotides. RefSeq names its product ring finger protein 103 (gene rnf103). NCBI's taxonomy places the organism in Eukaryota, Metazoa, Chordata, Chondrichthyes, Lamniformes, Lamnidae. The record is from RefSeq and is a predicted model, not a curated record. Gene Ontology annotation, cellular component: ESCRT III complex; multivesicular body; endoplasmic reticulum. Gene Ontology annotation, molecular function: ubiquitin-protein transferase activity. The coding region runs from base 420 to 1406 and encodes 328 amino acids. The transcript is spliced from 7 exons. Gene Ontology annotation, biological process: late endosome to vacuole transport; protein ubiquitination; endosome transport via multivesicular body sorting pathway.
GUUUUUAGUGCGCAGGCGCAUGUUGCGCUUGUGGGCUGACCGCUGCCGGCGUCUGGAUCGGGGCCGGGGAAAUAAAUGGUAAUGCGGUGGUGCCUGAAAGCUGGAGAGCCACAAAUAUCGACCUAACCAUAAAUAAUAAAAAUAUAAGAAGGACAGCAGCCGGCGUUAUAGAUUUGAGAGAGAGGGAGAGAAAUCGGGUCGGUGAAGAGACUUGACAAGCGGGGAAUAUUCCAGAAGGAGGAAAAAGAAAAUCCACCCCCCCACCCCCCGCCAAGGCGAAGCGGCGAUUGAGAUGUUGGUUGUGUCGGGCCAGCAGCUCCCGGAGGGCCCGGUUUAAAACAGGUUUUAAAGGGGGAGGAAGGAAAACCAAGUCUCAGCCUCUGACCCCCCCACCCCCGGCCGGCACCGCUGCUGUGAAGAUGUGGCUCAAACUGUUCUUCUUGCUCCUCUAUUUCCUCGUCCUCUUCGUGCUGGCUCGCUUUUUCGAAGCCAUCGUCUGGUAUGAGACCGGGGUGUUCGCCACGCAGUUGGUGGACCCCGUGGCCCUCAGCUUCAAGAAGCUCCGCACCAUCCUGGAGUGCAGGGGGAUCUGCUACGCCGGCCUGCCCGAGAAGAAAGAUGUGCGGGAGCUGGUGCAGAAAUCAGGUGAUUUGAUGGAGGGUGAGCUUUAUUCUGCACUCCGGGAGGAGGAAGCAUCGGAAUCUACCUCCAGCACCAACUUCAGUGGCGAGAUGCAUUUCUACGAACAAGUGGAAGACACUAAAGAUGGGAUAUGGCUGGUCCAAGUCACAGAAUGGUCAUUAAAAAUAAGAAAGGAAAUGAGAGUGAUUGACAGACAAAUCCGAGAUAUUCAAAGAGAAGAGGAAAAAGUCAAGAGAUCAGUGAAAGAUGCUGCAAAAAAAGGCCAAAAGGAUGUGUGCACUAUAUUAGCUAAAGAAAUUGUGCGAUCAAGAAAGGCCGUCAGCAAGCUGUAUGCAUCAAAAGCCCAAAUGAACUCCGUCCUUAUGAGCAUGAAGAACCAAUUAGCCAUAGCAAGAGUCACUGGUUCCUUAGAGAAGAGCACAGAGGUGAUGAAAGCCAUGCAGAAUUUAGUAAAAAUCCCUGAAAUUCAAGCCACCAUGAGAGAUCUGUCCAAAGAAAUGAUGAAGGCAGGGAUUAUUGAGGAGAUGCUAGAGGAUACUUUUGAAAGUAUGGAAGAUGAGGAAGAAAUGGAAGAAGCAGCAGAGAUGGAAAUCGAUAAGAUACUUUUUGAGGUUACUGCAGGUGCUCUUGGGAAAGCUCCCAGCAAAGUCACAGAUGCUCUUCCAGAGCCAGAGGUUGAAGGGGCUGCAGCUGCAUCUGAUGAGGGUGAGGCAGAGGAAGAUAUUGAAGAGAUGCAGUCACGGCUGGCUGCCCUUCGAAGUUGAUCUGUGUAAAUAACUCGGCUGUACAGUUCCCACUUCACAAUUUUACUCCAUAGCGACAUCAUUCUGUUGCAUUCAAUAGAUUACCCCUCCUUUCUGUUCAAUGUAAUUUUGUUUUUCCAAAUACCAAAGUAAAUAUUUCCUAUCUUUAUGAAAGGUAGAUGUGGUUAAAUUUGUACAGAUGGAGAAAGUUUCCCAAGAAAAACAAAAAUUGCACUUGUGAACAUUAUUCCUCUCUUUACGUUAAAUCAGCUAUGUCUAGCCAACAUACCAGUUUAUCAUUCAGCAUAAUAAUUUCAGCACUUUAAUGUUAAUUUCUUAUGGUGUAAAGAGUACUUUCCGGGCAUAUAAUGGCGUUUGGGGUCCCUGUUCCUGUACUUUAAUCUUUGUCAAGAGCAUAUGAUUGUGGCAUGUUUAUAUCUUAUCAUUAGCAAACCAGCCUAUACUUUCAAGCUUUUUUACAUGAAUAACAUAUGUAAAGACAUUUUUUCUGUGGCCUUAUUUAAUUACAACAGUCCAUCAACAUUCUUUUUUUUAAAAAUCUCACCAUUAUUAAUGGCUGCUUGUAGGAAAUAUUCAAAAUGCAACUUGGGCAUAAUUAUAUUUUUGAGUUACAAAAAAGUUCGACAUCUGAUGUAGUCAUCUGUACAGGGCUUAUGUUUUACUUUAAAUCAAGUCUCUUUAUAAACUGUGGGCAGCUAAUGUUCAUUAUUGCUAUCCUUUGCUUUAAUGGCACUGUGGAGGUGUCAUGAGUGUUAAUUCACACGGGGUUUAGGGAUUAUUUUGAGUUAUUUGCCUUAGUCUUUGAUCACUGCAAUUUCUUUAAAGCUGUUGUCAAACAGCCCCAAGUAAUUCUGGAAAAACAAAAUACUGUAGAUAAUGGAAUGAAUGAUAAACAGAAAAUGCUGGAAAUACUCAGCAGGUCUGGCAGCAACCCUGGGGAGAAAAACAGAGGUAAUGUUUCGGGUUCAUUACCUUUCAUCAGAACAGGCUUUGUGUUGGGUUUUAAAUAGGAGAUAGGCCAUUACUGAUGUAACACUAAUCUCAUUGGUGAGUAAGUCCUUUACAAAUGGUAUUAUAUAUUUUUAGUCAUUUAGCAUUUUCAAAUGUUUUUUCCCUCCCCAGAAGUUGUGGACAAUGUAUGCGCUUUUUUUUUGUUGUGUGCAGUUGAUUUGUUUAAGUGUGCGAGUCCUUUGUUGUUUUUUGCACAUCUGGGAGGGAACAUUGGUUACAGAAUCUUUGUAGGUAACUUGUAGGGAACUGAGUUCCCUAUCAUAAGAUACUGAUAUACAAGUGCAACUGUGGGUUUGUUCAGCUUGAGGAAUGAAAGCAAAUGGAGCUUUUCAUGACCUCUGGAAAUCUCAUUUUACAACCAAUUAAGUACUUUUUGAUGAAUAAUCAUAAUAUUGGAAUAGUUAUAGAGUCACUCUUUUUACCCUGUGGAGCACCGUUUUUUUAGAACCAUUUAUUAACUGGCUGAUUUGCUUUGAUAUGUAUUUAUGAAUGGAUUGUGGUUUUUGGAUUUGGUUUAGCAGAUUGUAGAGACAUUUCUCAUUGGCAUGGAUUCUCAAAAUUGAACAGGAAUUUUGGCUUGAGCUCUAUUUUGGAUCAUUUGCUGUAUUUUAAUUUAAUUUCAUUAGUGGUUAAUAUCUAAUUUACUGGGGGCUGCAUAAUUACAUAGAAGCAUCAGUUGAACUGUAUCAUCUGUUUUUGACAGAAUGAGUCAGAUGCCUCUUUCUUCAUGUUGAAGUAAAACUGAAGCAGGAUUGACUGCAGUGACACACUUUUGGCGGGCAUUCCAAAUUACGUUAGAAGUGUGAAUUCAUUACACAGGUUAUAUUGCAGUUUAGCACUGUCACUAAUUUUAUCCUAAUUAUGCAGUAUCUUGAUCCAAAUAAACAUUUAGAGAUGGAGGCAAAGGAAAUGAGGAAUGAUCCAGCUCAUAUCUGCCCAAAUGGUUGUGUGACUCAUUGGAAUCAUAUAGCUUAUUGACAUUUUCUGUGAUGUAAAAGAUUCAUAACCUCUGAAGCAACUUAAUAAAGGAUUUGGUUUAUACAUA